AUGUUAUCGGUUACUGAUAACAUCGUUGUACCGAUGCAAUGCUUCAGUCCCAAGAAGCCAAAUAAAUCAUCCAUUCAAAUUCAUAUACAUAAUUUUAUAUUAUCAGAGUGUUUCUCUCACUUACAGGGAGCGCAGGGCAAGUGGGACCGAGACCCUCUGCAGUACGCCAGCAAGGCCUACUGUACGGCACGUCAGGAGCUGAACAUCCUAUUGACCUUGCGCCAUCCCCACAUAGUGCCACUGGUGGGAGUGUGUACACGACCUCUGGCUCUGGUACUGGACCUGGCACCCCUCGGGGCUUUGGACAUAACACUGCGGCACUACAGACGGAGUGGAGCUAAGCUGCCUACUUACACACUGCAAGCUGUUAUACUGCAGACGGCGAAGGCAAUAGAGUAUCUUCAUCAGCAGCAUAUCAUCUACAGAGACCUGAAGAGUGAGAAUGUGUUGGUGUGGUCUAUUCCUCCUCCCUUCCACGAUCACAUGGAGGUGCCUGUACACAUCAAGCUGGCAGACUAUGGUAUCAGCCGACUGACCUUACCUUCUGGCACCAAAGGGUUUGGAGGGACAGAGGGAUUCAUGGCUCCGGAAAUCAUGAGAUAUAAUGGUGAAGAAGAAUACACAGAAAAGGUGGACUGUUUCUCCUUUGGUAUGUUCAUAUACGAGCUGCUCACACUUCAUCAACCGUUUGAGAGCCAUGAGUCUGUCAAGGAGUGUAUCCUGGAAGGUGGCCGACCUCCUCUCACUCACAGGGAAACCUUGUACCCAACCUACAUGCUGGACCUAAUGGUGCUGUGCUGGUGUCAGCAACCACGAGAUCGACCUUCAGCCAGCCAGAUAGUGUCUAUCGCCUCAGCCCCAGAGUUCACCCAUCUCCAUGACAUUGUGUCACUAGACCAUUCUGCUCCUGUAACUGCCACUGUGGCCGCCCCACUUCUACACACUGAGGAGGGAGGUGUCGGAGGAGAGCUGUGGCUAGCCUGUGGCAACUCUCGUACAGACCAGUUGGUUGUCAGUGGCCACACUUGUGUACAGUACUCUACACUGUCCCUUCCUGAAUGCCCGACUGCUGCUUGUCUCGUAGACAACUGUGUGUGGCUUGGCGACAAUGCUGGGACUAUUCAUGUCUUUAGGGCGGGAGACUGCAGCCAUGUGUUUAGCUACACUCUGGACCCUGCGGACACAGUUAGGGUGUGUUCUCUGCUCUACCUUAGCAAUCAGGCUCGUGUAGCAGUCGGGCUGAGCAAUGGCCGUGUGUUCUUGGUCUGCAGUGACUCAUCUCCCCCCUCCCACACCUCAGCUGAAGGUAGCUUUGUCAUGACUGAGCUAGGUAGCAGCACUGUGCUCCACGCCAUCACUGCUGUGUACUGCAGUGACGAUGGAAGUGAGUGUGAGUUGUGGUGUGGGGAGAGCCACGGAGCAUUGUCUAUCUACGCCAUGAAGGACAACGUGGUGACAGGACAUGAGUUGCUGAACCACUAUGAGCCAGUCAUCGCCAACGUGGACGUGCUACAGGUGGUGUCAUCUCACGCUCCUGUCCACUACAGGGACUGGCCAGCCUCCGUGUGGACCUACGUCUACCCUGGGUGUGUUGUUUACCAAUGGGACCCUGCAACCAGAGCUAUAGUUAACAAGCUGGACUGUUCCAAGCUGGUGCCGUGUUCUGAGAGCCUCAAGUAUAAGGGUAUUGUGUUGUGUUUCAGGGGUGUGUUGUUUACCAAUGGGACCCUGCAACCAGAGCUAUAG
Molecule: messenger RNA, 1746 nt
Organism: Macrosteles quadrilineatus (aster leafhopper)
Lineage: Eukaryota; Metazoa; Arthropoda; Insecta; Hemiptera; Cicadellidae
Product: leucine-rich repeat serine/threonine-protein kinase 1-like
Exons: 11
Coding region: 1-1746 (581 amino acids)
Biological process (GO): protein phosphorylation; signal transduction
Cellular component (GO): cytoplasm
Molecular function (GO): ATP binding; protein kinase activity; protein binding
Source: RefSeq, a predicted model, not a curated record